Molecule: messenger RNA, 522 nt
Organism: Fonsecaea nubica
Lineage: Eukaryota; Fungi; Ascomycota; Eurotiomycetes; Chaetothyriales; Herpotrichiellaceae
Exons: 2
Coding region: 1-522 (173 amino acids)
Source: RefSeq, a predicted model, not a curated record
AUGGACAGGGGCGUCAUCGACAUGAGGACCAAGCACUCGUCCAUCUCCGUCAUCCAGGGCGAGGACACGGACCGGGGGCGCGAUUAUACCCAGGCUCAUCGACGUGAGGACGUACGCGAAGGAGCAGGCCGUCAUGUCCCCGGUGGAGAGUCGAGAGCGGCAGUACAGUACUGGAUGAGCCUGGCCCAGUGCUACAAAAGAAGUAGUCGACUGUGGAUUGGGAACAACCAGGUGGAGACGAAGGGCAAGGUCUUGAAGGCGCUGGAGGACAAUAUGCUGGUGAUGGAGAAGAAGGUCGACUGCCAGCCGCCACUACGUGUACAGGUCCGUGAGAGCAGGGGGUACGUCCCCACUCUGGUCGACAUGGGAGUCAGCGUCUCGGACGUGGACAAGUCUGUAAGGGGAGAGGAUAGCGGGCUCGAUCAGCCCGAUCCUCGAGGCGGCCGAUAUGGGCUCGGUCAGGGGUCUGAUAUCCUCGUUCAAACGUGGGCGUCAGGCUGCCGCAGGAACACGAACAGGUAG